Pungitius pungitius (ninespine stickleback) is the source of this 1175-nucleotide messenger RNA. RefSeq lists its product as uncharacterized. NCBI's taxonomy places the organism in Eukaryota, Metazoa, Chordata, Actinopteri, Perciformes, Gasterosteidae. The record is from RefSeq and is a predicted model, not a curated record. The coding region runs from base 110 to 727 and encodes 205 amino acids. The transcript has 2 exons.
CGGGCCUUUUCUAUUGUGUUGUGUUGAGGCACCCGGACCCCCCCCCCGGCACACGGAGCGUCUCCCUGAAGCACGGCGGCUUGUGCAUCGAUUUCUCCUCGUAAGCGCCAUGGACAGAACCAGAACCUCCCUCUGGCUGUUCCUCCUGCUCAGCCGCCUGCCGCUCUGUGCCACCGACGAUGGGCGGAGCCUCCUGACCGCGCGGCCUACGGACGCCUCCCCGCCCACCAGCGGCUCCAUGCCUGCCCGCCUCGCCACCGGCCCGCCCACCAGCGGCGCCAUGCCUGCCCGCCUCACCACCGGCCCGCCCGCCAGCGGCGCCCGCGUCGACUGCCUGAUGGACACAGAGAUGGGUCUGGUCGCCGUGGGCUCGGCGGCCGCGCUGAUCGUCUGCCUGCUGGGGGCCACCGCCGUGCUGGCCUGUCAGGUGUGCCUCAUUCAGCGCCGGGUCUACGCCCCCCGGUCAACCCGGUCCAACCUGGACCUGGUGAGCGGCGCCGGCUACUGGGGCCUGGAGCGGCCGGGGUCGGGGGGGCAUGUGGGGCCAUGCGACGGCGACGUGGCGCUGGAAGAAGUGAGAAGCGACGAGGAGGCGGAAGAAGAGAGGCGGGGCCGGGAGGCCGAGGACGGACCGGAGGAGAAGGUCAGUCUGAUGCAGCGCUCCCCCUCCAGAGACUCCUCCCUGGUGAGUCCCAGGGACCUGGAGGACAUGCCCCUGGUGGUGUGAGGAGGAAACCCCUAAGCCCCCCAGCCCCGCCCCCCCAGACACGAGCGUGCUUAACCAGUUUAAUUCAUAUUCUAAGAUGCACACUGAUACCAGAGUGACUUCAACCUUUGAGAAAUAUAAAUACACAUAUUUGUGUACAAAUACACAAGAGGGAAAAGUUCUCAAAUAUGGGAGAGCUUUUACUUUACAGUGAUUAAAAAUAUUGUUUGUAUCAAAGUGAUGUUUAAACUAGUGCUGUCAGUUAAACGCGUUAUUAACGAUGUAAAUUUUCUUUUUGGGGAGGGGGGGGGGGGGGUUAAUUGAUUCUGAAAUAAGGCCUGGCUGCUUUGUUCAAUAUUAACCUCUUGUUUACCUGUUAUAUGCAUCAUUUUAUUUUGUACCACCCUGUUUGGAAAUGUUGUUUUUCAGUCAAAUAAAACAUUUGCAUAAAGCAAGCGAAUCCACUUUU